Archocentrus centrarchus (flier cichlid) is the source of this 3427-nucleotide messenger RNA. It is a transcript of the gene tp53i13, whose product is annotated as tumor protein p53 inducible protein 13. NCBI's taxonomy places the organism in Eukaryota, Metazoa, Chordata, Actinopteri, Cichliformes, Cichlidae. The record is from RefSeq and is a predicted model, not a curated record. The coding region runs from base 339 to 2153 and encodes 604 amino acids. The transcript has 9 exons. Gene Ontology annotation, cellular component: cytoplasm.
GUGUGUAUGUUAAACGCUGGCGAAGGAUGGAAUUACGCUUUCUUUUAUUAAUUACGUUUUGGCGUGUUAAAUCCUGAGCUUGUCUCGCCAGUUUGACUUUUUAAUUUUGACAGUUUGACUCAGCUGACGGUCGCUUACUGCGGGGAAGACCGCGGCCGGUUACUUUGAGCCUCGUCCGCACGUCUCUCCGCUCCUCUGUCAUGUUUCUUUACCCAACACGGUUUGUGUUUUGGGGGAUUUUAAAGGGUCUCUCCUUCUUAGUCGGUCGCGCUGUAGUUGGAGGAUCAAAGUUAAGCUAUGAGUGCUAGUUAAACCUGAAUGACUGAGUGGUCGUUAUCAUGCCGAGUGAAGCGGCGUCGCCUCCGCUGACAGUGACCGUGCUGGCAGCGCUGUGGGUCAGUUUGGGUCGAUGCGGUGUUUUCGGAUCUCCGGGGCAAGGAUGUGAUGAUGGAAAGCUCUCUUUGGACAGGGACCUGCCUGCAGAUGCUGUUAAUUGGGACUGUGCUUUGUCUGCAUGGCCAGAGUCUACUCAGAGACUUCCGAGUAUUGACACAGUGUAUGAUCCUGAGCCGGCCAGGCAGAUAUGCAUGGAUAAACCCAUCUCCUACUAUCAUCGCAUUCCCAACAGUGGAGAGUACAGACCAGUAAGAGCAGAGAGUGGAGAGUACCUGUACUGCCCUCCUCAGCGGUGGCUCAAUAACUUGCGGCAUGGAGCUGCCGUUUUGCUCUACCAUCCGUGCGCCCCGCUCCAAGAGCGUCACAUCCUGUCCAGCUUGGCUCGCACCUGUCUGCCACACUACAUCCUGACCCCACACCCACAGCUCAAUAAACACAUGCCUGUAGCUUUGGUGUCCUGGGGUCGCACCUUGGAGCUGUCCACCGCGGCCUCUUUAGACAUCUGUGGUUGGCUGGAGAUCACACAGACUUCAAGAAAAGAGUCUGAUGGUGCGACUCCGAUGAGGACGUACACCCUGCUGAUGACCUGGUCAGCAGAGGCGCAUCGGCUGGAAGAAACCACAAAAAUGAAGGAUUCCCUGAGGCAGUGUUGUAAGCAGACCAUCUGUUCUCUGCUAAGUGGAGCCACAGAGGCACAACAAGAGCCCAGCAUGAAGGUCGAACGCUCGAAACAAAUGAAAGUGGGAAGCAAAAGCAGGCGGAUGAGAGCUGCUUUUACAGACUUUAGAGAUGGUCAGAAUAUCAGCAGCAAGCCUGGACCAUCUGCAGAGUCUCUUCAAGUUAAAAGGAAACCCUUGGGUCUUUCUAGCCAAAGAGAAACUCCUCAGAUCCAAAAUCAAACUCAGAACCAUGAACCCAGGCCCAAAGCUCCCUCUGGGUUAAAUACAUCUGAGACUGAGGAUCAGAAAGGCAGGCUAAUCCUACAGCCAGCACCACUGCAGCCCAGACCUGAACAAUCUGACCUCAGAAGCCUGAACCACUUUGCUGUUUCUGGAAGUGGCGUGAGCAAUAAACAAAACCAUACUGACAGGCCUGAAGCCCAGACCCUCAGUUUUAAAGAUGAUGGUACAGUUAAACAGAAGGAAACAGACUCUGCUAAACACAACAUCAAAGUGGACAACACUAAAGAGAAAAACCUUAUUAAGGACCGCACAACUGAUGGCAACAUGAAGGAGAAUGAAGUUGUAGAUGUAAAAGAGAGAGAGCUGGAGCAUACGCAGAUCCACAGCGCCGUGCACUCUCACCACAAAAGCGAAAGCACUGCCUCAGACUCUGUGUUCAAACCCCAGUCAGAGGAUCAGCCACAACAGCACCCACACCCACACAACAGCCGUGAUUGCAACAGCUGCACACCAGGUGAACACUGUGACUGCACCAAGGCCUCUGAAGCUGAGGCCCAAGCUGCUGCUGUAGGUAACGGGUUGCAGAGGACCCCGAGGACGGACGAGGCGGUGUGGGCAGCUGCAGCGCUGGGCUUCCUGCUGGUUCUCCUUGCUCUGUCAGUGCUUCACACUCGCCUGUACCGCCACUGGAGGACCACGCCGAGCCUUUACUGGCAUGACCCAAGCCAGGACUACGACAGUGUCGCAGAUGUGAUCCGCAGAAGGUUGCGAAUUGCAAAGAGACGGCGGAAAAGGGGCAGGAGGCAGGAAUGCGUUCUCCUGCCAAGUUCCUCUAGCUCCGAUGAACACCCAUAGAACAAUCAAAGAAACAUCCCCAAGACUGUCCACAGUGAACUCAAGUGGCGAUGUGAAGAGGAGACCCGAGGGGGAAAAAAAAAAGAGACUCUUAAGCCUUAAAUGUUUUUUAUAAAUAGUUUUAUAGUAAUUAGUUGCUUUUAACUGCGGUUUUUUUUUUUUUUUUGUAUGUGAAAUGUAAGUUGCUGUUGUAAGCAACAAAAUCAGACAUUAAUUCUCUUUGAAAGAGGAGUGCCCAAGUUUCUAAACUCUGGAGGUACAGUGACGUUUUAUGCUUGCUGAAUACGAGCACGUGCUGCCCAGCCACGAUGAAAAUCAGGCAGUCACACCUGAUCCAAACGCUGAUAGAGAGAAGAGAGUGUUAGGCAUAGAUUUUCUAAAUGACCUCAAAUGUAGUUUUAGUAUUUCUGCAGUUCACUAUUUUUCCAGUUGAGGCAUCAAUAAUAGAUUAAUCAGUUUAACUCGGGGGCAGCGGGGCCACACAGCAAGAAGACUCCAUCUGGAGGGAUGAGGACCCCUCUGUGUGGAGUUUGUGUGCUCUGACAGUUGGGGUGGGCUCCAGCACCACCAACACCACCACCCAACCCCAAACUGGAUGAAGAAUAUCGCUCUGUUUUUCUGGAGAGUAAAGUGUUAUCAUGGAGGUGUAAAACUAUGAGGGGUAGUCAGAUUGUGUACUUAAUAUGGUACACAGCUCCAUAUUUAUAUUUUUCAGCUUGCUGAUUUACACAUCUGACAGUUUAAAAUAAUAUUUGUAAUGCAAAAUAAUGAAAAGGACAAUAGAUGCACUUUAAGUGUGAGAUGAUCAGGUUUUUUUUUUUUAUCCCAGAAAUACUGUACAGUAUAUUAAACGUGUUGCACUUGUGGCUGAAUGUCAGUAUGUUGAACUUUAUGAUGCAAAUGACUUAAAGGCAGAAAUAUUGCCACACAAUUGCAGUUUAGAGCAAACACCCAUAUAUUAAAAAAAAAAAAUUCAGGCAAACCCAGGACAAUUAAAUUGUUUUAUUAUUUUAUUACAAAUGUACAGCUUAUGAGUUUCCAUUACGAUUGACCUUUUUAAGUCAUUGUUUUCCCUACUUUAUACAGUUUUUAAUGUCUUCUGUUAAAAGAUAACUCUCCCGUCUCCCAAACUGUUGAGCUGUGAAGAAACACCGGGACAGUGACAGCACAGGCAGCAGUGCCCCGUCACAGCUGAGAAUCAGAAGUGUGUGUGUGUUUCAUUCUGGCUGCUAGUUUAAUGUUUGUACCUGUGCGUGGCUUGGUCCAACUGAUAA